AAAAUGGAAUUCGUUUGAGGCUAAAUAUCGUUGAUACCCCCGGAUAUGGCGAUCAAGUCAACAAUGAAAAUUGUUGGGAACCAAUUAUUAAGUAUAUUAAAGACCAACAUAGUGCUUAUUUGCGUAAAGAGCUCACUGCUAUGCGUGAAAGAUAUAUCCAAGAUACCAGAAUUCACUGUUGUUUAUUUUUCAUUUCUCCGACUGGUCAUGCUCUUAAGCCCAUUGAUAUUGUGGUGCUUAAAAAACUUUCGGAGGUGGUCAAUGUCGUUCCUGUCAUUGCCAAAUCUGAUUCUCUGACGAUGGAAGAACGGGUUGCUUUUAAACGAAGAAUAAAGUCUGAAUUGGGCUUUCAUAAUAUCAAGUUAUAUCCUUAUGACAGUGAUGAACUUGACGAUACUGAACGAAAUCUCAAUGAUAGCAUUAAGCAAAUUAUUCCUUUUGCAAUCGUUGGUUCGGAAAAAAAUGUUGUUAUUGACGGCAAGUCCGUUCGUGGUCGAAGAAACAGAUGGGGUGUUAUCAAUGUGGAAAACGAACAACAUUGUGAAUUCGUUCAUCUUAGAGAUUUCCUUACACGAACCCACCUUCAAGAUCUUAUUGAAACUACCGCUCAAAUUCACUAUGAGGCUUUCCGUUCUAAGCAGUU
Dentiscutata erythropus is the source of this 643-nucleotide messenger RNA. The record is from the annotation of a GenBank genome assembly. Lineage: Eukaryota; Fungi; Glomeromycota; Glomeromycetes; Diversisporales; Gigasporaceae.